AUGGCUACGGCGGAGGGAGAAGGACCGGAUGAGCGCCUCAGUGAUAAUUCCCAUCGUGAUCAGACUAUUGUAAGGGAUUUCACAUCUCCACUGAAUUCCUCUCACGUAUCUCCGCACUGUGCUCUGUCACUGACAAUAUGCAGCCUUCUACGAAUCGACGACAUCAUGGCCCAGGAAAUAAGAUACCGAAUCGGUCUCCGGUGUAGAACGGACCCGUUCCUUGACCAGCUGGUUCCGACCGACGCAACCCACGUGCCUAUUAAGGUUUAA
This is a messenger RNA of Penicillium verhagenii, 270 nucleotides long. RefSeq lists its product as uncharacterized. NCBI's taxonomy places the organism in Eukaryota, Fungi, Ascomycota, Eurotiomycetes, Eurotiales, Aspergillaceae. The transcript has a single exon. The coding region runs from base 1 to 270 and encodes 89 amino acids. The record is from RefSeq and is a predicted model, not a curated record.